This is a messenger RNA of Pelobates fuscus (common spadefoot toad), 4697 nucleotides long. RefSeq names its product nardilysin convertase (gene NRDC). The record is from RefSeq and is a predicted model, not a curated record. The coding region runs from base 100 to 3360 and encodes 1086 amino acids. The transcript has 31 exons. Gene Ontology annotation, molecular function: metal ion binding; metalloendopeptidase activity. Gene Ontology annotation, biological process: proteolysis. NCBI's taxonomy places the organism in Eukaryota, Metazoa, Chordata, Amphibia, Anura, Pelobatidae.
CCGAGGAGCCACGUGGCCCGGUGACACCGCCCCAUUGGCUGAGCGCUGAGUCGGUGUCCGAGAGAGGCCCGGGUGCCGCACACCGACUGACACGGAGCCAUGCCGAACAGGAACCCGCACAAAGCCGCCUGCCCCUGUCCUGCCGCCCGCGGAGACCGCGGCGGAGAGAGCGCCGGGACCCGGGAGGAGCCGGAGCGCGCGGACUGCAUGGAGGACCCGGACAUCAACAAAUCCCCGAGCGACCCCAAGAAAUACCGGUUUAUCCAACUCGAGAAUGGUCUAAGAGCUCUUCUGAUCUCAGAUCUGGCUUUGACAGGCCAGUGUCAUUCUGAUUCUUCUGAUGAAGAGGAAGAGGCGGAUGAUGAUGAUGAUGAUGAUGAGAAUUGGGAAUCGGAGGAUGAAAGUGAAGAGGAUUCUGAAGACGGUGAAGAUGAUGAGGAUGAUGAGGAGGAGGAGGAGGAGGAAGAUGAAAACACAGAUAAAGAAACUGACAGCAUGUACCCCAGGAAUGCAAAGAACUGCACAGAAAAACUGUCCGCCGCUGCCCUGUGCAUCGGGAUUGGAAGUUUCAGUGAUCCAGAGGACCUGCCAGGACUGGCUCACUUCUUAGAGCACAUGGUAUUCAUGGGCAGUGAGAAAUACCCAGAUGAGAAUGGCUUUGACGUGUUUCUCAAGAAACAUGGUGGCAGUGACAAUGCCUCGACAGACUGUGAGCGUACCAUCUUCCAGUUCGAUGUCCAGAGGAAGUAUUUCAAGGAGGCUUUAGACAGGUGGGCUCAGUUUUUCAUCUCUCCGCUUAUGGUCAGUGAUGCCAUCGAUAGAGAAGUGGAAGCUGUGGACAGUGAAUAUCAACUCGCCAAGCCAUCCGACUCAAAUCGCAAGGAGAUGCUGUUUGGAAGUCUGGCUAAGGCUGGACACCCAAUGGGCAAGUUUUUUUGGGGAAAUGCCCAGACUCUGAAACACGAUCCCAAGGAGAAGAAUAUCGAUACCCAUAGCCGGCUGAGAGACUUUUACAGGACGUACUAUUCUGCCCAUUACAUGACCCUUGCUGUCCAAUCAAAAGAGUCUCUGGAUAAGUUGGAGGAGUGGGUGAGGGAGAUCUUCUGCAAUGUCCCAAAUAAUUCUUUGCAAAAACCUGACUUCAGCCACUUGAGUGAACCUUUCAACACCCCUGGGUUUAAUUCUCUGUACAGAGUUGUCCCUAUUAAGAAGGUUCACUCUCUGACCAUAACUUGGUCCCUCCCUCCUCAAGAGAAACAUUACAAGGUGAAACCUCUUCAUUACAUUUCAUGGUUAAUUGGGCACGAGGGUAAAGGCAGCAUUCUCUCCCUUCUGCGAAAGAGGUGCUGGGCUCUGGCUCUGUUUGGCGGUAACAGCGAGACUGGCUUUGAACAGAACUCGACUUACUCCGUAUUCAGCAUUUCCAUCACGCUCACAGACGCCGGGUAUGAACACUUCUAUGAGGUUACACACAUUGUGUUCCAGUAUUUAAAGAUGUUACAGCAGCAGGGACCUCAAGAAAGGAUCUUUCGUGAAAUACAGAAAAUUGAGGCAAAUGAGUUCCAUUAUCAGGAACAGACUGACCCCAUAGAAUAUGUAGAAAAUGUCUGUGAAAACAUGCAGCUCUUCCCGAAGGAAGAUUUUCUGACUGGAGACCAGCUGCUCUUUGAGUACCAUCCCGAUGUCAUCUCAGAGGCUCUAAAUACUCUUACUCCCCAGAAGUCAAAUUUGCUCCUCCUGUCCCCCUUUAAUGAAGGCAGAUGUGAACAGAGAGAGAAGUGGUUUGGUACCCAGUACAGCACAGAAGAUAUUGAUGCAAAAUGGAAAGAUAUUUGGGCCUCCGACUUUGCUUUAAACCCAGACCUUCAUCUUCCAGCAGAAAACAAGUUCAUUGCCACUGACUUUGCUUUGAAGACCUCCGAUAUUGCUGACACAGAGUAUCCAAACAAGAUCAUGGACAAUGAUCAUGGCUGCUUAUGGUACAAGAAAGAUACCAAGUUCAAAAUUCCAAAAGCAUAUAUUCGGUUCCAUCUGAUCUCUCCUUUAAUACAGCAGAGUCCUGAAAACCUGGUUCUUUUUGAUAUCUUUGUGAAUAUCCUGGCUCACACACUGGCUGAACCGGCCUACGAGGCGGAUGUAGCUCAGCUGGAAUAUAAACUGGUCGCUGGAGAACAUGGAUUGGUUAUCCGAGUGAAGGGAUUUAACCACAAACUACCACUCCUCUUUGAGUUGAUCAUUGACCACCUGGCCAACUUCACAGCCUCUCCUGACGUGUUCGAUAUGAUCACAGAACAGCUCAAAAAAACUUACUUCAAUAUUCUCAUCAAACCAGAAAAAUUGGGAAAAGACGUUCGGCUCCUGAUCCUUGAGCACAACCGAUGGUCCAUGAUGGAGAAGUACCAGGCGCUGCUCCAGGGACAGAGCUUGGAUAAGCUACUGUCCUUUGUCCAACAGUUAAAGUCUCAGCUGUAUGUUGAGGGCCUGGUGCAGGGAAACUUCACCAGCAAGGAGUCUGCCAAAUUCUUCCAAUAUGUCACUAUGAUGCUUCAGUUUCAGCCUUUGGAGUAUCCGGUUCCGGUGCAAUUCCAAGUGGUGGAAUUGCCAAACGCUCUCCACCUAUGCAAAGUGCAAGCGCUGAAUAAAGAGGACCCUAACUCAGAGGUCACAGUAUAUUAUCAGUCUGGAGCUAAGAAUUUGCGAGAUUACACCCUGAUGGAGCUGCUUGUGAUGCACAUGGAGGAGCCUUGCUUUGACUUUUUGAGGACUAAGCAAACAUUGGGGUAUCAUGUGUACCCGAUCUGCAGAAAUACCUCUGGGAUUUUGGGAUUCUCAGUCACUGUAGAAACGCAGGCAACUAAAUUCAACUCGGAAGUGGUUGAUAAGAAAAUUGAAGAAUUUCUUACCUGUUUUGGUGAAAAAAUUAGCAACUUGACGGAUGAAGCUUUUAAAACGCAGGUCAAGGCAUUGAUAAAGCUAAAGGAGUGUGAGGACACUCACCUGGGAGAAGAAGUGGACAGGAACUGGAGCGAGGUCCUGACCCAGCAGUAUCUUUUUGAUCGUUUGGAACAUGAGAUUGACGCCCUGAAGACUUUCAGUAAAGCAGACAUGAUCAGGUGGUUUGAGGACCACCGUGGCGCUAACCGACGGGUUCUGAGUGUUCAUGUGGUUGGAUUUGGUAAAAAAGAGCCAGAUACUGUGACGGCAGCUAACGCAGGAGAACCCGAAUCUUCCUUCAGUAACAUCAGCCAUCUGACUUUCCUUCCGGUGUCCCCACUUAUGGCGGACACUGUACAAAUUACAGACAUUCACCGCUUCACCUCCACCUUGACACUGCUUCCUUUGCAUAAAAUCAUCGAAUAAGUCAGCCGGCGGGGAAUGCACUGUUAGGCUAUCACAGUACAGCUUCAUAACUUAUCACAGACUGUAUUCGUUUGCUUUUCUGGGUGCUUUUUAAAGGACAGUUUGUUGUUUUUGCUGCAAGCUAAAGAAAUCCCUAAAAGUGGCAACAGUAGUCCUCCUGAAGUGACAAGACAAGUCAAUUGCUGGGCGAUGCAGGAAGUAACACAGCUCUUUGCGAGUUUGUCAUUUUACCGGUGCUGAGGCUUUUUAUCAAAUCUAUUUAGCUCUGUAUCUCACUGCAGGGCCUGGAUUUUAACAUGAACUGGAAAACCAACAAUUACCUUUUGACUUUGACCUCAGAUUUUCUCGCUCCACUUGGGGGUAAAGUAACUUUUAGGACAGCCAAUCCCUAAGUUCAUAGCUCUUGAAAGAAAAGAAGACAAAAGGCUGGCAAAUUGAUAUUUAAAUUAGGUGAUUAUUUAUACAUCUGUUAAAGUGCCAUCGUAAAAAUAUAGAAUUUGCAAAGCACUUUGAAAUAUACAGGCUUUAGAAUUCCGGCGAGCAGAUAUCUGAGGUUUUUUAUGCAAAAUCCCUCUUGAAAUGGGAAUUAACAGAAGUUCUGAGAUUGAUGUUACUCUGACAAGUUUUUGCAGUAUGUUGCAGCAAUAAUAGAAGCCUUUACCAUAUAUUUAGAAAGGAGACCGCAUCUACUGUAAUUGUAAAGGGGUGCAGUCGUCACCACUUCAAUAAUGUUAAUGUAGGAGAUUUAUCCAGUUUAAGAAAUUUUGGCCAGUCUGGAGGACAUUGGUUGGCUGUGAGUGCUCGAGGCAGGUUAGCCCAAUACUCUCAUCUAAUCGAUGCCAUCCAGGUUUGACAAAUUGACAUUGCUAGUACAAAAGUGAUAAUUCUCCACGGUCAUUUGGGCUUGGGUGGGAUAAUCCCUCGGGAGCUGGUAAAACCCUUUUGUUUCUGUCAAACCGUUCCUCACUAGUAUGAGAUUAACCUUUUCAGGUCAGAAGACACCCGUGACCUCCUCACUCCAUAACCAUUUGAUUCUGCUUAAGUUGUUAUGGUUCCUGGAGUGUCCCGUUAAACUGUUAAUGAACGGUUUAACGCCAAAGUCCUCAAGCUGGAGACCGAUACCUUUUUUCACUCUUUUCUCAUUGGGGAACUACUGAUCAGAUGAGAGUGGUCCUCCAAACCUGAAGACACUAGGCCCAUACCCACUACAUCAAGCUGCAGUGCUUAUAUUGUUCUUGACUUAUGCUGCACUAGACUCCAUGAAUAUCUCUGAAUCAGAUUGAUAUAAUGCAGUUUGAGCCUUGCAUAGUAACAGGUUGCCUAGCUUUAUUCUAAUC